Molecule: messenger RNA, 624 nt
Organism: Dibothriocephalus latus
Lineage: Eukaryota; Metazoa; Platyhelminthes; Cestoda; Diphyllobothriidea; Diphyllobothriidae
Source: the annotation of a GenBank genome assembly
GACGAAACCGGCAGCCAACUGCAUGCGUCACAGUCUACCGCUGGGUUCCGACCCGCAGCAGUAGCUGAUCGCAUCCGCGGUGACUGCCUCUGCUUUGCUCUCUACUGUCUGGGCGCGCUCGUCACCGAUGUUCUACCCAGUCUGGCCUAUGUUAAGACCGCAGACAGGCUGUUUUCCAAGCCGUUGCCCUCUCCGGAGGCCCUCGCUCGCAUGCGUUGUCUCCUCCGUUGUCUUGACCCACAGCAGCAGCAGCAGUCCAGCAAAUUUCCACCCGUCAAUCUAGACCGCACAACUAGUUGCAUACUCGGCAACCAGGACGAUGAUGAUGACGAUGAUACCGGCUGUGGUGGCGGUGAUGCUCUCAUCUCCUUCAUGGCUGAGGCUGCCAAAAAUGGCGGCACAGAUGGUCUUCUGACGCCAAGCGUCGGGGAAUUGCUUGCCCUCCUCAAGUGGCUCAUGUCAAUGAAUCCUGCGGACUUUUUCCACACAUCUGCCGCCUUCAUCCACUGCCGUUUUGUCUUCUGUCUGGCGCACUUUAUGAAACUUGUUGUCAGUGGUUCCCCCGUUGCGGAGAACUCAACAUGCCACAAACUAUUCAUGCUCAUCUGCCCAAAAACCCAUUAA